CUGUCCAGGCGACUCUGCUUGUAGUCGUAGACAAAAUUGUUUUGCGUUGUGUUCUGAGUUUUAAGUUGACUUUUCGCAUAUCAAAAACAACUUUCACAAAAGUAAAUUGGUUGGAAUGAAACUUCGUGAUUUUUUUUAGCGUAUUUUCAAGAUUUUGGAGUUUUUCGGUUUUUUCUACUGAGAAUGUAAAGUGUCAUUUUUUAUUUUUCUGUAGAGAAUAUUAUCUUGAAAAAAAAAAAGGAAAAUGUUUUUUUUCUACUGAGAAUGUAAAGUGUCCUUUUUCUCGUGCGCUAAUUUUUCUUUUUUUUUCCUUUGCCUUUUUUUUCCUUUUCCUUUUUUUCUAAUCCGAAUCUUAAAUGUCCUAUAUAUAGGGAACAUUCUUACUAUCUCUAUCAAAAAGUUUUAAUCUUCUCUAUCUACUCAAUCUUGCAUAAUGGCACCCAAAGGAAGAGACGAAGAAAUAGACGGCUUAGUAAUUGUCCUUUUGUUUUGUUUGAUUGCCUUCAUUAUUAUGCUUCCUUGUGCUCUUAUUAUUUGGUUAGAUGGACAAACUCCCGUGCCGGAAAUAGAAGUAGCUUCUAUGGAUUUCACGAUACAAAACAUUACACAAACUCAUCUCAGUGCCACUUGGGAUUUAUUGACAAGGAUCCCCAGUACGCUUCCUGAUAACUAUAUAUGUCUUCAAGGAGACCUUCAAGCUUCCUUGUUUUACAAGAAUAUUACCAUUGCUAUCUCCUCUAGACACAGGUACGAGAAUCUCAAGCUGAACUCGCCUCAACAACUUAGGGUUUCAGCUUCUAUCUAUGAAGAAGAUAUAGGAGGUUUGAUUGGAAAAAACAUUAUCAAAGAUAUCAAAGAGAAGAAGGAAGUGAAGUUCGGAUCACAGUUGUUUCUUACGGAUUGUAGAAAAAAGUCGACUGGAGUUAUGAGGUAUGCGUGCGGUGAAACCACCUUACGGUUCGAGCCGGGUUCUGAGACAAAGGCCACUUCGUUUGGGAACAAGAACAACCCUACUUGCGUCUAUUUUUGACUUGUUUUCUUUAUUUUAUUAAGUUUGCAAGGGUUUUGUUUUAUUUUUUUUACCGAAACAACAUUAUUUCAUUCAUUCAGUCUACAAUCUCUAUACUUUAAUAUGAAAGUUGAUUAGUUGGAAAUACAUGACUCGUCAUGAUCUAAGAAUAGGAAUUGGAUUUAACACAUAAAUCUGGUCCACUAAAAGUUCAUUCUACACAGGUUGGUUCAACAUAUAUAUGCGGUUCAUUGGCUACGUCCAACUAGCUUGUCCAAGGGUUACCUCGAAAUUUGAGGUAGAAAGCUCGAUAUUCGAAACAUAAAACUCCAGACUAAGUCACUUUACAGUCAAACAGUUAAUCAACAACCCGAGAUCCAAAAGAUAAAUCAAGUUUGCUAGCUGGACACAUGCCACCCAUUAGGAUACCACGAAUGCACUAAAACACUUAUACGCUCUGAGAGCUAUAUUAUAAGUUUUAAUGUUAUUUGUAAUCAUAUUACAUUCAUUAUCAGUAUUGAUCCGGUUCGACAAAACUAUUUUGAUUAUAGUUUUCCUGUAGAGAACAUUCUCUAACGUUUCUGUAAACCUAUUUUUAUAUAAAAAAAUUUGAUUUCAGAUUUCGGAUUUCUAGCAUUUUCCAAACAUUUAUAGCGUUCUCGUGUAUAACUGAUUGGACUUGAUGUUCCAUGUAACACUCUCCAAAUAAGUUACAUCAUAAUAUAUCUUUAUUAUAAUAUAACUUAAACGUUGUAGCUAAUUAUUAUUUAUUUUGGUAUGUAUUAUGGCACUAAUCUGAUGGAUCGUUAUCUGCAUGUUCUCUUGUUGAUUUGGGAUAAAGAGGUGAUCUCCCUUUGCAGAUAUGCUCCUUGCAUGGAAGAAGAUUGUGAUUGUAAAUAUUCAAGUGAGAAACUACUCAAACCCAGUAACAAAUCCGCUGUUUCGUUACAGCUUGAUGGAGGAUUUUAUCAUGAUCGUUACAGUGACAUAGCAAAACUAUCAUUAACU
Molecule: messenger RNA, 2017 nt
Organism: Brassica rapa (field mustard)
Lineage: Eukaryota; Viridiplantae; Streptophyta; Magnoliopsida; Brassicales; Brassicaceae
Source: RefSeq, a predicted model, not a curated record